AUGAGCAAUGGCACGGGCGCAGACGACGGCCACAGGAGCAGGUCGAGCUUGACGACAGCGGGCGACUACGCAGCAGCGACGCGUGCCGUCAGCGUAGCCAUCGACCCCGUCGCUCUGAUCAUUACAGAAUGCAUCACCGUCACAUCGGCCAUGCGCAAGCAUGCGCGCUGGGCCCAAUCGUCGGUCUCAGCAAUCCUCGGCGGCGGUGCUGCCAGACGUCCACCCUCCUCUCUGGCCUCUCUCGCCGUGGGUGACGAUGGUGAUGGUGGACAACUGGCUACACGAUGGGGUCUUCGCGGCAAGAAGGGAAAGAGCAUCCAGGACAACCCGCUGCUGUCUGCCUUUGCGCGUUUGCGCAGCCAGCUCAAGGGAUGCAGAGACAUCCGCACCGUCGACACUCCCUCGAUCCUCCAACCUUUCCUGCAGGUCAUCCGUUCCUCGUCUACCACCGCUCCCAUCACCUCGCUGGCCCUGAUCGCAAUCACAAAGAUGCUCUCGUACAAUGUCGUCAGCCCGGCCAUGCCCAACUUUCCCUACGCCAUGAUGCUCCUGUCUUCGAGUGUAACAAACUGCCGCUUCGAGGGUGACAAUACCGCCUCGGACGAUGUCGUCUUCCUCCGUAUUCUCAAGCUCAUGGAAAUCAUCAUCACUGGUCCUUCCGGCGAGGUUCUCGGUGAUCAAAGCGUCUGUGCUAUGAUGGAAUGUGGCAUCUCGAUAUGCUGUGCACUGCGUAUGAGCGAAGUACUCCGUCGUUCGGCCGAGAUCACCAUGGUCACCAUGUGCCAGACUAUCUUCCAGAGACUAACUCACCUCGAGUCAUUGCCUGAACAUGACAAUCCAAACCAUCAAGACGACUUCAAAAUCGCGUCCAGCACCACCCAGAUCGGCUCGACAACUGCCCAGGAUACUACUCCCCCUUCUGGGAGCCUGGAUGUCCCUCGUUCGACUACUGGUGAAAGGCCCUCUGCAGAAUUCAACGCCAGCCAGGUUGACUUGACCAAAGCCACCGAAACCACUGACAUUCCUGAUAUCAAGCCCUAUGGCUUGCCCUCGAUUAGAGAACUGUUCCGCACGCUAGCUGAACUGCUCGACCCUCACGACAGACAAUAUACCGAUACAAUGCGAGUCAUGGCUUUGCGCAUCGUAAAUGUGGCUCUAGAGGUGGCUGGUCCUUCAAUAGCCUAUCAUCCAUCUUUGGCUUCGCUGGCCAAGGAUACUCUGUGUCGGAACUUGUUCCAGCUCGUGCGCUCUGAGAACAUCGCCCUUUUGCACGAAUCGUUGCGUGUCGCCGGUACCUUGCUCGCGACUUGCCGCAGUGUACUGCGACUACAACAAGAACUCUACCUCUCGUAUAUUGUUGCUUGCUUGCAUCCUCGUGUCCCAAUCCCUGACGAACCGACCAUCAAUCCUGCUCUUUACGAGGGUGUUCCUCAGUCCCCAAGACUUGUCAAGCCGGCUGCAUCUGCUACGCAAAGUGGUCGAUCGACUCCAGUGCCGGUGAAAGACAGACAAAAGCUCGGGAUGGAAGGCGGUUCACGGAAGCCUGACGCAAGAGAAGCCAUGGUGGAAAGUGUUGGCGCUUUGGUCAGGAUUCCUAGCUUCAUGGCUGAACUCUUUGUGAACUACGAUUGCGAAAUUGAUCGAAGCGAUCUAUGUUUGGACAUGGUUGGUCUUCUCUCGCGUAACGCGUUCCCGGAUUCCGCCACUUGGAGCACUACGAAUGUGCCACCGCUUUGCUUGGACUCGCUGCUUGGAUAUGUGCAAUUCAUCGCUGAUAGACUUGACGAAGAGCCAGUUACUGAGGGCUUGCCCCGUCUGGAAACACUUCGCGAACAGAGGAUUCGUAAACAGAUCAUCAUCCGCGGUGCCACCAAGUUCAACGAGAAUCCUAAACUUGGUCUCGCUUAUCUGGCUGCCGAAGGGAUUAUCGAGAACAAAGACGACGUUAUGUCUAUCACUCGUUUCCUCAAGGGAACAUCACGAGUCGACAAGAAGGUUUUGGGAGAGUUCAUUUCCAAGAGGUCCAACGAGGCUAUACUCGAUGCCUUCAUUGAUCUGUUCGACUUCGCUGGACAGCGUGUUGAUGAGGCUUUGCGCCAAAUUCUCAACUCCUUCCGUCUUCCAGGUGAAUCGCAGCUCAUUGAGAGAAUCGUUACAGUCUUUGCGGAGAAGUACUGCGACAAGACUGACCCCGAGGGCAUCGCGGACAAGGACGCUGUCUACGUCUUGACAUAUGCGAUCAUCAUGCUCAACACCGAUCAGCACAAUCCGAACAUGAAGCAAGCGCGAAUGGCAGUGACCGAUUUUGCUCGCAAUCUGCGUGGUGUUAAUGGAGGCAAGGACUUUGAGCCAGAUUAUCUUCAAGGAAUUUAUGAUUCGAUCAGGACUCGGGAGAUUAUCUUGCCAGAGGAGCAUGACAACAAGCACGCUUUCGAACAUGCCUGGAAGGAACUUUUGAUCAAGACGCAGACUGCGCAAGAUCUGGUACUGUGCGACACUAACAUCUACGACGCAGAUAUGUUUGCAGCCACGUGGCGACCAGUCGUUGCAACCCUAAACUAUGUCUUCAUGUCCGCUACCGAUGACACGGUCUUCCAGAGAGUCAUCUCUGGCUUCGAUCAAUGCGCUCAAAUCGCAGCUAAGCACGGGCUUCACGAUUGUCUCGAUCACAUCAUAGCUUCUCUUGCACAAAUCAGCACACUGGCUACAGAGACACCAGCCAGUACUGCUCUCAACACUGAAGUGCAAGCAAACGGUAAGAGUAUCAUGGUGAGCAAAUUCGCCGUCGACUUUGGCCGGGAGAACAAAGCACAGCUUGCUACACUCGUGCUCUUCCGUAUAAUCAAUGGCCACGAAGCCACAAUCCGCGAUGGCUGGAGUCACAUUAUCAGGAUCAUCCUCAACCUUUUUAUAAACUCUCUUAUUCCCUCUACCCUAUCUACAUUGACGUCAAAACUUGAUCUUCCACCAAUUCCACUUCAGAGCCCUGCUCAGGUCGUCGAACGGAACGAUAAGUCGACAGAUAUCGGGUUGUUCUCCGCUUUCACAUCCUAUGUGUCAAGCGUGAUGAAUGACGAGCCGCCAGAGCCGAAUGAUCAAGAGAUCGAGGCUACUCUGUGCACUGUGGACUGCAUCAGCGCUUGUCGACUGGAUGAAGUCGUUGCCAACAUUGGGAAUAUGCCUAGCGAUUCUCUCGGAGCCUUCACGCAGUCGCUCCUCUCAUACCUGCCACCAGACGAUGUGGAGAACUCCCCUAAAGUUAUCGUUGUGAAACCACCAAUCGCCUCUCCGACCCCCCUACGCCCUAAUGGUCAGAAGCCGCAGUCCACCACGCCAGACUACGAUCCGGCCCUUGUUUGCGUCCUUGAGCUUGCCACCGUCCUAGCAACGCGUGACCAAGACUCGGUCUCGUCGUUCGGUCAAGACGUUGCUCAAACUCUGAAGUCUGUGAUUCAUGAUGCAGACAAUUUGCAUCCCGUGACAGUCGGUCGGGCGUCCUACUACCUCUUGAAGCUGCUCAAAGCUAGUGACGACCACGAUUAUGUCCGCGCACCGGUGGUGUUGCAUACAAUCUCGUCUUUCAACCAGGAUCUCCUUCAACAAUGCGGCCCAACGAUAUUGAAGGGAAUUUCUGGAUGCAUCAAAGGAUCGGCAAGCCUUCGGAAAGAGAUGGCAACGUCUCCGGAUUUCUGGUCGGUACUUCAUGCUCUUCAGCCAAAUUCAGAAGCUGCUCCCUUGGCGUUUCAUAUCACCGAAGACAUUGCUACAGGAUCGCCUCAGGCAAUUACUGCUGACAACUAUGAAUCAGCUAUUGGUCUGUUGAAUACCUUCGCCACGGUCACUGUGGCUCGUGAACCCCGGAAAGAGCCAAGUGCGCGACGCGGCAAACCUGCGGCUCCCGAGAAGCGACCAGCACCUGACGAAGCCACCCUUCGCGGUGUCAGAGCGAUGGCCAUUGUGUCGCAAAUGACUAGUCGGGUACCUGCGUUCAUCGAACAGUCCCACCUGGAACCCGAUGAGGCUUGGCAGGCAUACUGGCUUCCCAUUUUCCGAUGCUUCACUGUGCAAUGUGUCAGUCCCUCUCGAGAAAUUCGCCAGCAAUCAUUCACGUCUUUGCAACGUUGUUUGUUAUCCAAUGAUCUCGCAUCCCCAGAACACAAGGAGUGGACAAACAUCUUCGGCCAAGUUGUAUUUCCCUUGGUUCAACAGCUGCUCAAGCCAGAGGUGUACCAAACAGAUCCCUUCAGUAUGGGCGAAAUGCGCAUACAGACUGCACAGCUUCUAUGCAAAAUAUUUUUGCAUUACCUCGUGAUGCUUAGCGAGUGGGAUGGGAUGUACGACUUGUGGAUGGAGAUUCUGGACCUCAUGGACCGUCUGGUGAAUAGCGGUCAAGGCGACACACUGGCUGAGGCUGUGUCAGAAUCCCUCAAGAACAUACUGCUCGUCAUGUCUAGUGGCGGCUACCUAGAACGACCUAGCGAAAGCGGUGAACAAUCAGAACAGCAAAAACGACUGUGGAACGACACAUCAAACAGGCUGCAAAAAUUCCUCCCGAAUUUGAUGCCUGAGCUUUUCCCAAAGUUAGAAGCGAAGGAAGAGGAGGAGACCAAGAUAGAAGGAUCCCCUAGUAGAGUUGAGGAAAGUGUGCCUGUGCCUACUGCUGAGGAGAAGGGGCCGCAGAUCGCAUAG
Molecule: messenger RNA, 4689 nt
Organism: Aureobasidium namibiae CBS 147.97
Lineage: Eukaryota; Fungi; Ascomycota; Dothideomycetes; Dothideales; Saccotheciaceae
Product: Sec7-domain-containing protein
Exons: 6
Coding region: 1-4689 (1562 amino acids)
Biological process (GO): regulation of ARF protein signal transduction
Molecular function (GO): guanyl-nucleotide exchange factor activity
Source: RefSeq, a predicted model, not a curated record